This is a messenger RNA of Onychostoma macrolepis, 8617 nucleotides long. RefSeq names its product kinesin family member 1B (gene kif1b). Bases 314 to 5746 code for a protein of 1810 amino acids. The transcript is spliced from 49 exons. The record is from RefSeq and is a predicted model, not a curated record. Lineage: Eukaryota; Metazoa; Chordata; Actinopteri; Cypriniformes; Cyprinidae. Gene Ontology annotation, molecular function: microtubule motor activity; ATP binding; microtubule binding. Gene Ontology annotation, biological process: microtubule-based movement.
UCAAGGCAUUCAUCCAUAUCUUAAGCCUGCGAGAGGAACGGUCCAACGACACCAGCAGCAGCCUAACAAAAUAUACCAGAAACGCAAGCAUCUUGCGCGGCGCUGGAGAAUGAAACGCAGCUAUAAUGGGUGUAUAUAACAAAAAAGGAACUAUUAAAAACUUAACCGUCAGUCUUUUUUGAUUUUUGCUGCUGGUUAUAGACGUCAUUGGAGAAUUGGCAUCGUGCAGGAUUUCUAUGCUGUUUUAGUCGUCUCUACGUGUGGAUAUAUAGCGGAGAACAUUCUGUGGGAUUGAUUCACAACAGCUUCAACCAUGUCUGGCGCCUCCGUGAAAGUGGCUGUCAGAGUGCGGCCCUUCAACUCAAGAGAGACCAGCAAAGAUUCAAAAUGCAUAAUACAGAUGCAAGGGAACUCCACCACUAUUUUGAACCCCAAGAACCCAAAGGAACCACCCAAAUCCUUCAGCUUCGACUACUCGUACUGGUCUCACACCUCACCGGAUGACCCCAGCUUUGCGUCACAAAGCCUUGUGUACAAUGACAUCGGGAAGGAGAUGUUGCAGCAUGCUUUUGAGGGAUAUAACGUAUGUAUAUUCGCCUACGGACAGACCGGAGCUGGCAAGUCCUACACCAUGAUGGGAAAGCAAGAGGAAGGACAGGAAGGCAUUAUUCCUCUGCUCUGUGAAGAUCUCUUUGAGAAAAUCAAUGACAAUAACAAUGAGGAGAUCUCGUACUCGGUGGAGGUGGCUUAUAUGGAGAUAUACUGUGAGCGAGUGAGGGACCUGCUAAACCCUAAGAAUAAAGGGAACCUGCGUGUCAGGGAACAUCCUCUACUUGGGCCGUAUGUUGAAGACCUGUCAAAACUGGCCGUCACCUCUUACACAGACAUAGCUGACCUCAUGGAUGCUGGUAACAAAGCCAGAACUGUUGCCGCCACCAACAUGAAUGAGACGAGCAGCCGCUCUCAUGCAGUAUUCACUAUUGUUUUCACCCAGAGGAAGUAUGACAGUGAGACAGAUCUGUCCACAGAGAAGGUCAGCAAAAUCAGCCUGGUGGAUCUGGCAGGAAGUGAGCGUGCUGACUCAACAGGGGCCAAAGGAACCAGACUGAAGGAGGGAGCAAACAUCAAUAAAUCUCUAACUACACUAGGAAAGGUUAUUUCAGCCCUAGCUGAGGUGGAUAACUGUACCAGCAAGAGCAAGAAGAAAAAGAAGACAGACUUCAUUCCUUACCGAGACUCAGUGUUGACAUGGCUGCUAAGAGAGAAUUUAGGAGGGAACUCAAGGACAGCGAUGGUGGCCGCCCUGAGUCCUGCUGACAUUAACUACGAUGAAACUCUCAGCACACUCCGAUAUGCAGACAGAGCCAAGCAGAUCAAGUGCAACGCAGUCAUCAACGAGGACCCGAACGCCAAACUGGUGCGGGAGCUGAAGGACGAGGUGACACGUCUAAAGGAUCUGCUCCGUGCCCAGGGCCUUGGGGACAUUCUGGACAUCGAGCCAAUGGGGGAUGAUUACCUUGGAAGUGGAAGCAAAUACCUGAAAGAUAUACACAACAAUAAGCAUAGAUACUUGCUUGCCUCAGAGAACCAACGGCCUGGCCAUUUCUCCACAGCACCUAUGGGCUGCCUGACAGCCUCUCCGUCCUCAGGCUCUCUGUGCAGCCAGGUAGGGCUCCAGUCCGUCUCAAGCAUCCAGGAGCGCAUCAUGUCCACGCCGGGCGGAGAAGAGGCCAUCGAGAGGCUGAAGGAGUCAGAGAAGAUCAUAGCCGAGCUGAAUGAGACCUGGGAGGAGAAGCUGAGGAAGACUGAGGCCAUCCGUAUGGAGAGAGAGGCGCUGCUGGCAGAGAUGGGAGUGGCCAUACGGGAGGAUGGGGGAACCCUGGGUGUCUUCUCUCCUAAAAAGACCCCUCACCUGGUGAACCUGAACGAGGAUCCUUUGAUGUCAGAAUGUCUGCUUUAUUAUAUAAAAGAUGGAAUAACAAGGGUGGGCCAGGCAGAUGCAGAAAGAAGACAGGAUAUUGUUCUAAGCGGAGCGCACAUCAAAGAGGAGCACUGUAUUUUCCGCAGUGAGAGGAAUGCCAACGGAGAUGUGAUUGUCACGUUGGAGCCAUGUGAAGGAUCCGAAACAUAUGUGAACGGAAAACGUGUGAAUUCUGCAGUCCAACUGCGCUCAGGUAACCGCAUUAUCAUGGGAAAGAACCAUGUGUUCCGGUUUAACCAUCCUGAGCAGGCUCGCGCUGAGCGUGAGAAGACCCCCACAGCAGAGACCCCCGUAGAGCCAGUGGACUGGACCUUCGCCCAAAGAGAACUGCUGGAGAAACAGGGUAUCGACAUGAAGCAAGAGAUGGAGAAACGGCUUACAGAAAUGGAGAUCCUGUACAAAAAAGAGAAGGAAGAAGCGGACCAGCUGCUUGAGCAACAGAGACUGGUAUAUGAGAGUAAACUGCAAGAGCUGCAGAAACAGGUGGAGACUCGCUCACUGGCUGCAGAGACCCCAGAUGAAGAGGAAGAAGAAGAGGAAGAGGAUGAAGUGCCCUGGACCCAGCAUGAGUAUGAGCUGGCCCAGUGGGCUUUCAGGAAGUGGAGAUACCACCAGUUCACCUCUCUCAGAGACCAACUGUGGGGCAACGCUGUAUACCUCAAAGAAGCCAAUGCCAUCAGUGUGGAGCUCAAGAAAAAGGUCCAGUUCCAGUUUGUCUUACUCACGGACACCCUCUACUCUCCACUGCCCCCGGAGCUGCUGCCUCCAGAACCAGAGAAAGAGCGUGACACCAGGCCUUUCCCUCGAACAGUGGUGGCUGUGGAGGUUCAGGACUUGAAGAACGGAGCCACUCACUAUUGGUCCCUGGAGAAACUCAAGCAGAGGCUGGACCAGAUGCGAGAGAUGUAUGACCGUGCAGGCGAGAUGGCCUCGUCCAAUCAGAGUGAGGAUGUGGAGGGUGCUUUGACCGGCAGUGACCCGUUCUAUGACCGCUUCCAUUGGUUCAAGCUGGUUGGGAGCUCACCUAUUUUUCACGGCUGUGUGAACGAGCGUCUGGCCGACCGCACUCCCUCGCCCACAUUCUCCACCACCGAUUCUGAGAUCACUGAGCUGGCCGAUGAACGGCAGAGCGAGAUGGAGGACUUCAUGGAUGACGAGGCUUUCGUGGACGACACCAGCUCAGACGCUGGGACCGAGGAAGGCUCUGACAUCUUCAGCGAUGGGCAGGACCCCUUCUAUGACCGUUCCCCAUGGUUCAUCCUGGUGGGCAGAGCCUUCGUGUACCUGAGUAACCUGCUGUAUCCUGUGCCUCUGGUGCACCGUGUCGCUAUAGUAACAGAGAAAGGAGAGGUGCGAGGAUUCCUGCGAGUGGGGGUCCAAGCCAUCGCUGCUGACGAAGAGGCUCCUGAUUAUGGAUCUGGUGUGCGUCAGUCGGGCACUGCUAAGAUUUCUUUCGACAAUGAGUAUUUUAAAAAGAGUGAUUUCUCCUCCGUGGUCAUGACCCGCUCUGGCCUCUCUUUGGAAGAGCUGCGUAUUGUGGAAGGUCAAGGUCAGAGUUCGGAGGUCAUCACCCCUUCAGAAGAAAUGAACAGAAUAAAUGACAUGGACUUGAAGCUUGGGAACGUGGACACAAAACUGGGUGACGGCUUGGCAGAGCAUCUGGAAGUGGGCAGUAUUUUCACUUUCCGCGUCACUGUUCUGCAGGCGAGCGGCAUCCCGCCCGAGUACGCAGAUAUCUUCUGCCAGUUCAAUUUUCUCCAUCGUCACGAUGAGGCGUUCAGCACAGAGCCCCUGAAGAACACAGGCAAAGGUGCCCCGCUGGGCUUUUACCACGUACAGAAUAUCUCAGUGGAGGUGACGGAGUCCUUUAUUGAGUACAUAAAGACCAAGCCAAUUGUGUUUGAAGUGUUUGGCCAUUACCAACAGCACCCACUGCAUAUUCAUGGGCAGGAAGUUGUCAGCCCUUCUCAGCCUUCCAGAAAGUACUACCCCCCACCUAUGCCUUUGUCUAAACCAGUGCCAGCCACCAAACUGAACACCAUUACCAAGUCUAACCUGGGUCAGUGUGUGAGCAAGUAUGACCUGCUGGCCUGGUUCGAGAUCAGUGAACUGGAGCCCACUGGAGAUUACAUCCCAGCAGUAGUAGAUCACACAGGAGGUCUUCCCUGUCAUGGCACGUACCUUUUGCACCAGGGCAUUCAGCGUAGAAUAACAGUCACUCUGAUCCAUGAGAAGGGCAGUGAGCUGCAUUGGAAGGACGUCAGAGAGCUGGUGGUUGGUCGAAUUAGAAAUAAGCCAGAAGUGGAUGAUUCAGCUGCAGACGCAGUCCUGUCUCUCAACAUCAUCUCAGCUAAAAACUUGAAAUCUUCUCACAACUCCAGCAGGACGUUCUACCGGUUCGAGGCUGUCUGGGACAGCUCCCUGCACAACUCUCUCCUGCUGAACCGUGUCACUCCCUACGGAGAGAAGAUUUACAUGACCCUGUCAGCCUAUCUGGAGCUUGAUCACUGCAUCCAGCCUGCCAUCAUUACCAAGGACAUCUGCAUGGUCUUCUACUCCCGAGAUGCUAAGAUCUCUCCUCCACGCUCCCUGAGGAACCUAUUCGGCAGUGGUUACUCCAAAACCCCUGACUGUAAUAAAGUGACUGGAAUCUAUGAGCUUAGCUUAUGCAAAAUAGCUGACACAGGAAGCCCAGGUAUGCAGCGACGGAGACGAAAGGUUCUGGAUACAUCUGUGGCCUAUGUGCGUGGAGAGGAGAACCUGGCAGGCUGGAGACCCAGAGGAGACAGUCUGAUCCUGGAGCACCAGUGGGAGCUGGAGAAACUCGAGCAGUUGCAUGAGGUGGAGAAGACACGUCACCUGCUGCUGCUCCGUGAGAAACUGGGUGAGACGCCGCCUCCUAAAUGCCUGAGCGACUCUCUGUCUCCCAGUCUGAGCAGCGGCACCCUCAGCACCUCCACCAGCAUCUCCUCCCAGAUCUCCUCCACCACCUUUGAGAGCGCCAUCACGCCCAGUGAGAGCAGCGGAUACGACUCCACAGACAUCGAGAGCUUGGUAGACCGUGAGAAGGAGCUGGCCACUAAGUGCCUCCGUCUCCUGACACACACUUUCAACAGUGAAUACAACCAGAUGUGCAACAGCAUCAGUGACUGCAAGUUGUCGGAUAUCUCUCCUAUGGGCCGUGAUCCAUCCGUCACCAGUUUCAGCAGUGCUACGCUCACACCCUCCUCCACCUGCCCCUCUUUGUCAGACUCUCGGACCCCUGAAGCUAACUCUCGUGCCACUAGCCCCUCAUGCUCAGACUAUGAGAACUUCCCCAUGGUGCCCAUUCUAGAAACGUCCUACCUGGCCCGCGCCGGCAAACACGAGUUCCUCAACCUUGUGCCUGAUAUUGAGGAAAUGAGACCUGGGUCUGUGGUAUCUAAGAAGGGAUUCCUCAGUUUCAUGGAGCCCCGCUCCAACUCCUGGGUAAAGCACUUUGUGGUGGUUCGUCGGCCAUACGUGUUCAUCUACAACAACGACAAGGACCCAGUAGAGAGGGGAGUGCUGAAUUUAUCCACUGCCCAGGUGGAAUACAGUGAAGACCAGCAGGCCAUGCUCAAGACGCCUAAUACAUUCGCUGUGUGCACCAAGCACAGAGGGAUCCUCCUCCAGGCCAACAAUGACAAAGACAUGAACGACUGGCUGUAUGCCUUUAACCCACUGCUAGCAGGAACAAUAAGGUCAAAGCUGGCGAGGAGACGGUCCAGUCUGAUGAAGAACUGAACGAGCGUGCACACGCACAGAGAUAGUGCUCAUUUCUCUCUGUCUACCUUUACAACGUACCAAGUGUGUUAACACUUCUAAAUCUUUGUGGUUCUUGACGGUUUCUCUUGUAUGUAGACCUGUGGCUCUGUUCUCCUCUCCAGCAAAUGAACUUUCAGUUCCUAAACACCAACUGUCCCCUUCCUUCCUCCCUCCCUCCCUCCCUCCUCCUCCUCCUCCUCCCCUCUCUAUUGUGUUAUUGAUUGGAUUUACUCUGUCUUCAGUUUUGUUCUUUGUCAUAACAGAACCUCCUUCAAGUAGCAUGUUGUAAUAGUCUAUUUGUGUGUGCACGAAUCUUCAGAGCAGGUUCUGCUUUCUCUUGAGUUACGCUCGUCUGGAAACUUCAUCCUUACAGUGUUGUCUGCUAGGAACAUCUUACCCUCAGGAGAAAGUUGGUUUGCUAUAAAACCCCUUAGGCAAUGAGUAAAAAAAAAAAAAUAUUAAUAUAAAUAAUAUCUAAAAUAUUCCGUAUUUAAUUAUCACAAAAUCAACUUUCUCUAAAAGAAAAUAUACAAAACAAAUAGCUUUGCUCCAGAUGUUGCUUAAAAAAAGAUUUUUAAAUGAACCAAAGCACUUCUUGAAGAUGCUUAAUUUUCUAAACAAAGAAAUUGACCCUUAAACUGAAUGUUAUUGCAGUAUUGGUUUAAUGGAUUUGCUGAAUUGAAGCAAGCCGCGGUAGUUGGGACGUUGACCAUGUACAUACAGCCGUUUACUCGCAAUGUAUUUGCUUGACAUUAAUUCCACAUAUCAAGGACAUAAAACAUACCAUUAGCAAAGUACAGUAUGUAAUCAUAAGACGUAUAAUACCAGGGAAAGAAAAUGAUGGUGAUGAUCUCUCACAUAUCGCUCUUUCGGUAGCCUACAGGAGUAUUCUGCUCGAUUUAAACGAUUUCCUCAGUAGAUUAGGUUUAAAAAAAAAAAACAAAUGGUGCAAAAGAAUUACCUUUACACAGAACAACUGACCGAAUGAAUCCAUUUGUACAUAACGUUCAGGAUUACUGUGCUUAACGCUACUCAUGACGAGACAUGAUGCAUUAUGGGUUUCUGUCCUUGUUAUUGUAUUACUGAAACCAUUUUCUGGCAGUUUUAGCAAGAAAGAUCUGAUGGUUUUGCUUCAGUGAGAUACUGAUUUGAUAGGUUACAGUUAACGAAAUGACGGAUUGAAUUAUUUGUGUGGUUUAUUUUUGCUGGUCAGCAGGAUCAUUAAACCAGCCUACAUUCCCCUUGAGAAUGAGCAGGAUCACUUUUUAAUAUUAUUGAACAUUUAUCAUGUAUCUCUACUGAUUAUCUUAACUUAUUUUUAUUAACAUGUGAUCAGUGUUUUACAUUAUACAAUGGAAGGCAAGAAGGGCACCUUUCCUCAUUUUUAUUCAGCUGUUCUUCUUUACUUGUUUGAGCAGACCAAGUUUGACCACUAAAACAGUUUGAUCACUGUCAGUAGAAAUUGGGCCAUUUGUGCCAUUCACUGCAGUGCAGUGUGCGUCUGCAGUGAGGAAAAAGGGAUGGUAGUGUUCUGCUUUUUGUAAUGUUUUUGUUUUGAAAAUCUUUGCUCUGUGCAUUUGAAGACAUGCAGUCAAGACACACAUGCUGAAGUUAGCAGUGAUUCAGUUUGAUGGUGAAGUUUCAGCCAUUUGGUUGAGCAUAUAACAGUCCUCUGGCCAGACAACCAGCAGGAAUUACUGUCACACUGUCAGACUGAUCACUGUCAAUCCUUAUGAAGUCAAUAUUCUUGCUGCAUCAUACACGGCACUUUCUCUUAUUGAAGGAAACACAUGAAAAUGGCUCGGAAAGUCAAGUCCUUCGGUCAACCAGCCUUUAGGCUUCAUCUGAGCUGUUUGAUUGUUACAUCAUCAGUGAAAAUGUUCAAAUUUAAUAUUCAGAUCCGGCACAGUGUGCGUAACGGUUAGUGAAGGUUAGCGUUGAUCUAAUUACAUGACAAGUGUGAUUAAUGUUAAAAAAAAACAUUUUGCCAGAGCAAAGAUUUUUCUUUUUUUAUUAUUAUUUUUUUACCAUCUUUGAGUGGUUUGGUUGAUUAAUAUGAUAUUCAUAAUGAAUUUCAUUAACUGUAUUUAUUGUUUUGCAAUGUAUAUAUUUAGUUUGCAGCUCUUUGCACAUGUGCUAUACAACUAACAGAACAAAUAAACUUGAACGAUGUUUUUGUUGUUUUCUCGAAUGGAAACCAAAUGGUUUUAGGUUGUGGUGUUUUUCUCAUUGAAGUGGACUUUGAAUGUACCUUGCGUUUCACUAAAAUUGCAUGAAUGAAAGACGAGUAUCUUAAUUAGGGACUGACAUGUUGCUGUGCUUCUUAUUCUUGAAAUAGAAAUCUGACUGUGUUACAAGGGCACUUUUUCACAUUUAGUCUAGAUAUGGAGGGCAGAGUUAUGAUGAGGCCUGUUCAUUUUGAUUUCUAACAUCAGGGAAUAUAUUUUCUAGAAAAAUAACAUGUUUUGCUUUACCUCUGUUUUUGUGCUCACUCAUGCAUUUUUUUCCCAUGCUGCCUCUGAAGCAACCUUGGCAUUACUGUAUCACCCCAUCAGAUGAGCAUCACUCCCUCUCAUUGUGAUGAAACAACAGAAAACAGGCAUUAACACUGUACAUUAUUUGUCAGAUUGGCUUCAUUUUCAUACUUAUUUUGUAAAUAUUUCAUGUUGUAUGGAACUUGGAUUAAAAUGUAAAUAUGUCUCCUGUAUUUGUAAUAAUUAUAAUCCAUUCGCUGUAUAGCCUAGACGUGUAAUGCAUAUAUCUUAAUUCUGUGUAUGGUAAUCUUGCACCAUUGACCUGUUUAGUGAAUGAGGUAAAAAUAAAAUUACAACCAGUGCAUUAGACGAACAA